CCAGGUACUUGUCUUUUGGAAAGACAGCAGCUUUCAAGUGUAAAAAGUCAAGAUGCAGCCAACUUUCAUAGUUGCCUUAUUUUUAUUGAGCUGGACAUAUUGUUCAGCUUUCCCCCUACCUUAUGAUGAUGAUGAUGAUGAUGAUGAUGAUGAUCUGUCAGAAGAGAACCUUCAGUUUGCAGAGAAUUAUUUGAAGACAUACUACAACCUUUAUUCUAACCCUGCUGGCAUACUUAUGAAAAAGGCAUCUGGCACUAUAGCAGAACAACUAAGAGAAAUGCAGUCAUUCUUUGGCUUGAAAGUGACUGGCAAACUGGAUGAUGACACUUUAGAUGUGAUGAAAAAGCCUAGAUGUGGGGUCCCUGAUGUGGGAGAAUAUAACUUUUUUCCUCGAACUCUCAAGUGGCCCAGGUUUAAUUUAACCUACAGGAUCCUGAAUUACACCCCAGACAUGACCCAAGCAGAAGUAGACAAGGCAAUAAGGAAAGCACUGAAGGUCUGGUCUGAUGUGACACCUCUCAACUUUACCAGGCUUCACAAUGGCACUGCUGAUAUCAUGAUCUCCUUUGGAAUAAAAGAACAUGGAGACUUCUACCCCUUUGAUGGACCUUCUGGACUUCUGGCUCAUGCAUUUCCUCCUGGACCCAACUAUGGAGGGGAUGCUCAUUUUGAUGAUGAUGAGAUUUGGACAAAUAGUGCCAAAGGAUAUAACUUGUUUCUUGUUGCUGCCCAUGAAUUUGGCCACUCCUUAGGCUUGGACCACUCCAAGGAUCCCGGAGCACUUAUGUUUCCUAUCUACACCUAUACUGGUAAAAGUGGCUUCAUGCUUCCUGAUGAUGAUGUCCAAGGGAUCCAAGCUCUUUAUGGUCCUGGAGAUAAAGAUCCUGACCCUAAACAUCCCAAAACCCCAGAUAAAUGUGAUCCUGCCUUGUCCCUGGAUGCUGUCACUAGCCUUCGAGGAGAAACAAUAAUCUUUAAAGACAGGUUCUUCUGGCGUCUGCAUCCACAGAUGGUUGAACCAGAGCUCUUUUUAACUAAAUCAUUUUGGCCUGAACUUCCAAAUAGUGUUGAUGCUGCAUAUGAGAACCCUGCUCAUGACUUAAUAUUCAUCUUUAGAGGCAGAAAAGUUUGGGCCCUGAAUGGCUAUGAGAUACUGAAGGAUUACCCAAAGAAAAUCUCUGAACUAGGGUUCCCAAAAGAGGUAAAGAGGAUAGAUGCUGCAGUUCACAUUGAAGCUACACAAAGGACCCUCUUCUUCACUGGAGAUCAAUUCUGGAGUUAUGAUGAAACUAACCAUACAAUGAACAAAGGCUAUCCCAGAUUACUCGAGGAAGAAUUCCCAGGAAUUGGAAAUAGAAUAGAUGCUGUAUAUGAAAAAAAUGGUUAUAUAUACUUCUUUAGUGGCGUCUUGCAAUUUGAGUACAGCAUCUGGAGUCAACGCAUUGUUCGAGUUAUGCCAACCAAUUCCCUCUUGUGGUGUUGAAUGUGGCUGUGUUAUUUUAUAUAAUUCAACUUUUCACACAUGAGGAAAUGUGACCACAGGUUUUGGGGCCCACCCAGGAAAAAGCCUCUUUCUGUCAACAAGUUCCCAAUGAACUUUAUUAUUGAAAAUGCACUGUGUACAGAGGGAAGUGGGAAAAUUUUCUGUCAGGCUGGAACUGCAUUGUAGUUACUUAAACCAAUGUAAUUCUGUAUCUCUGUGGUCUACCAUAUGUGUAAAGUAUGACAAACAAGCCCUGUGGAGAAAGGUUAACCCUGACAGAUGGAAUGACUGGAAUAAAUAUAUCCUAGUCAACUUCUCAAAGACCUGAAGAAACAAUUUAGUGUUUUACCAAGAACAAUCACAUAUUUAAGCCUGCCUCCCAAAAGUUACUAGCCAGGGAAACUUAAACGAUCAUCAAAGAAAUGCAAUGAGGAAGUCUAAUGUUUAUUAGGACAGUAUAAUGCGAAGUCAAGUCCUGGCUUCUGUUUCAGUUCAGUCAUGAAGUUGGUCCUGAGGGUAAAUUUCAGUAAGGCAAAUACUGUGUUUUGGAAGAAAAGGGCCAAUGAUCUAUCUGUUAUUGUUAUUGUUUUUUUAUUCCUAAGAAGCUCUUUAUUUUAUUUUAAAUGUUCUAUCAAUGCUUUUUUAUAUCAUAAUUAUUUCCCAGUAAUGUUCCCUGAGAAAUCCCUCCCUUACGACAAGGAGUUAAGCAAAACCAAACAAAAUAGUGAUUGCAUCUGACAUUUUAUGCAAUAUUCCAUAUCCAGAGUUCCCCACCUCUCUACUGAGAGGAGGAAAGUAUAUUUUAUCAUUGGUUCUCUGGAAGCAAGGUGGGCCAUUGCAUUUAAUCUGUGUUCACUUAGAUCUUUUUAGAUCUACAAGAUGAAGUUGAGAUUUGAUGGUCACUAUCUGGAUAAUAUAAGUAAAACAAAAGGAAAGGAAAGAAAUCACUGCUUUCCAUUAUCUGAGUAUCUAAAGCAAAAAUAAUUGUGCUUUUGUAUUCUUUAAACAGAUAAUUCCCCACCCCCCUUGUCCUCUGCAUAAGGAUUGUGUGGGCACAGUUCUUGUCUAGACCACUUGCUUUGUGAUAAAAGUUGCUUUAUAAAUUGAAAAUGACAACCAGUGAUAUACAAUGCAAUUAUAAAAUUAUAGCAAUCCUGAAUGGUUCACGAAGCUAGAACAUCAUGUGGUUUUUAAAAAGGGUAAAGAACAAGAAAGUGGAAUCAUAUUUUUUUGAAAUACACUUGCACAAGUUCAUAAUAAAAUUGAUUUAACCCUAAA
Monodelphis domestica (gray short-tailed opossum) is the source of this 2761-nucleotide messenger RNA. RefSeq names its product matrix metallopeptidase 13 (gene MMP13). Gene Ontology annotation, molecular function: metalloendopeptidase activity; zinc ion binding. Gene Ontology annotation, cellular component: extracellular matrix. Gene Ontology annotation, biological process: proteolysis; collagen catabolic process; extracellular matrix organization. Lineage: Eukaryota; Metazoa; Chordata; Mammalia; Didelphimorphia; Didelphidae. The record is from RefSeq and is a predicted model, not a curated record.